This is a messenger RNA of Metopolophium dirhodum (rose-grain aphid), 1247 nucleotides long. RefSeq lists its product as uncharacterized. NCBI's taxonomy places the organism in Eukaryota, Metazoa, Arthropoda, Insecta, Hemiptera, Aphididae. The record is from RefSeq and is a predicted model, not a curated record. The transcript has 2 exons. The coding region runs from base 1 to 720 and encodes 239 amino acids.
AUGUACGACUAUCACUACGAGGUAAUGCAGAAACAUUACGGAGAGAAAAUCAAACUCAUGUAUACUGACACUGGUAAAAAUAUAUAUAUAUUUAUUUGUAACUAUGUAUAUUAUAAAACUACAUUCAUACUUAUUAUUUUUAUUUUAGAUUCACUGGUGUACCAUAUAUUCACCGAUGAUUUUUACGAGGACCUAUUAAACUACCCAAUCUUACUUAACCGGUUGGAUACUGCAAACCUUCCACAGGAUCAUCCCUGUUAUAUCGCCGAACGUCGUAAGGUCCCAGGGUAUUUCUCCGACGAAACUGAUGGAUUGAUUAUGACAGCUUUUUGUGCUCUCCGUGCUAAAUCAUAUGCUUAUAAAAUCGAGGGGAGAGGGGCCAUUCAACCAAAAGAGGAGAUUAGGGCAAAGGGUAUAAGACGUCAUGUAGUUGAUAACCACAUGACGUUCGAGGACCAUCGGAUGUGUCUGUUUAGUGAACCCGGAUUAGUAGUUUAUAAACAGAAUAUUUCAAUUAGGUCAUUCAACCACCAGCUAAUGACACUCAAUACAAACAAAUUGUCUUACAAUAAUCAUGACGACAAGAGAUUCAUUCUAGAUGACAAAAUACAUACCUUAGCUUAUGGACAUUAUCGUAUAGAAGAGGCUAAAGAACUCGAGAGGGAACUUGAGAGGGUGGAAGCAGAGAUGGUAGCAAUGAUGGAGGGUGUAGGAUAUUAAGUUUUAUGAAGAUAGUUUAAUAUAUUAUAAGUACCAUGUAUAUAGUAUAAUAUUAUAUAAUUUUUAAGUCUGUAAAUAUCAUGUAAAUAUCAUGUAAAUAUCAUGUAAAAAUCAUGUAACAUUUUCUGUAAAUAUUAUGUUUAUGUAUAUUAUUGUUUUUAUAUUUUAGUUAUUAUUUUUGUAUGUAUAUUUAUUAAAUUAUUAUAUAACUAAAUGACAUGUAAAUAACCUGAAAAUAAUUUAUUUCUGUAAAUACUUUGUAAAUAUCAUGUAACAUUAAUACUUUAUAUCUGUAAAUACUUAGAAAAUAUCAUGUAAAAAUCUUGUAUUAUUUUCUGUAAAAUUAUAUUCAUUUUUUAUUUUUUUUUUAUUUCAUGAUUAGUCUUAAUAAUAUAUUUAAUCAUUUUUUUCUGUUUCAGAUCAAAGGAAAACAAUAUUAGUAUAUAUUUUUAAUUAAAAACCUUGUAAAUGUUAUCAUAUAUAAAUGUAUAUGUAUAUAUGUUAACAUAUUAUAUUAAAAACCUUGU